Molecule: messenger RNA, 1656 nt
Organism: Salarias fasciatus (jewelled blenny)
Lineage: Eukaryota; Metazoa; Chordata; Actinopteri; Blenniiformes; Blenniidae
Product: adenosine deaminase domain-containing protein 1-like
Exons: 13
Coding region: 1-1656 (551 amino acids)
Biological process (GO): RNA processing; adenosine to inosine editing
Cellular component (GO): nucleolus; cytoplasm
Molecular function (GO): double-stranded RNA adenosine deaminase activity; tRNA-specific adenosine deaminase activity; adenosine deaminase activity
Source: RefSeq, a predicted model, not a curated record
AUGGGUGUCGACAACGGACACUUACCGGCGCCUGGCGACACCAUGUUUUAUUUAGGAGGGCUGCAGAUGAGCAGCUCUCAGGUGAAAAUGGACCACAACCUGCUGGUUCUGCCUCAGCAGUACAUCACUGAGUGUCCCAAGCCCCGGGUGCCCCUCGAGAGCCUGAUCGGCAGCUACAAGCAAGGAGAGCUGCACGCCGUGUCGCUGCUCCAUCACCUCGCCACCAUGUUCCAGCUCAGAUUGGAAAUAAAGGAGACUUCCACCCCAGCCUAUGUGCAGAGGCUGUACUUCGCCUUUUGUGUGGUGGUCAACGACGUGACGUACAAGACCGGCAUCGGGAUCACGAAGAAAGACGCUCGGCGCCACGCGGCCCAGUUCGCCCUGGACGACCUGCUGCCCCACCUGGAGAGCCUCCCGUCUGGAACAGUGGGUCCCCAACCAGGUUUUCCUUUCAGCCUGCCGGCCCCGGACCAAAGCCCGAAGUCCAGACCGGCAGAGGCCCCGGCCGCCGUCGCCUGCCACGAAAGGAAAACUCUGGUCAACCUGCAGAUUCCUCACUCGGUGAGAGAUCAGCUGAUCCGACUGAUGAACCGCCACCCGGAGUUCUCCGACUGCGCCGGCUGCACGGCGGCCUUCAUCAUCGAGACGCCCACCGGGUGUGACGUGAUCGCCAUCGGCACUGGAAACUACAACGCCAAGCAGAGAGAGUCGUUCACUGGACGCCUUCUGCACGAUUCCCAUGCGGUGGUCACGGCGAGGAGAUCUCUGAUGAGGUUCCUGUAUCGACAUGUGCUGAUGUUCUUCAGUGAAGUGAAUAGCCUGAACAAGACCUCGAUCUUCGAGCAGAACAGCAGCAGCAGCCUGCUCACCCUGAAGGGAGGCGUCACUCUUCACCUGUACAUCAACCAGCUGCCUAAAGGCGCUCCGAACACUGUGCUGCGCAUGAGGCCGCUGUCUGUCCACGCCUGGGAGGCCGUCCAGGACAUGAACCUGCACCUGUCAGUGGAGGGAAAGGUGUUCUCCGUCUCCUCGUCGGCCGACGACGGUUCCAGCUCCAACUUGAUGAGCAUGUCCGCCGCAGACAAGCUGACGCAGUGGCAGGUCCUGGGCUACCAGGGCGCGCUGCUCAGCCACUUCAUCGAGCCCGUCUACGUGCAGAACAUCCUCAUCGGCGAUCCGAACUGCAGCGACACUCGUGGGUUGGAGCUGUGUGUGAGCCAUCGUGUGGAGGGGAUCACCUCCAAGCUGCCCAUGCAUUACUGCAUGGUGAGGCCCCGGAUCAUCCUGGUGCCGUCCACACCCACCAGCAGCCCGCUGAGCGGCCGGCACCCCACCUACAGCAUCAACUGGAUCCAGGGCGACAUCUCCCUGGAGGUGGUGGACGGGCUGGAGGGGAGAGCCGUGGAGCAGUCCCCUUUCAGGAGCAGCUCCGCGCUGGCGAGCCGUCUGUGCAAAGCGGCGAUGCUGGACCGUUUCAGGAUGGUGGCUAAAGCCUGUCAGAGGGAGGACCUGCUGUCCACGGCCUCCUACAGGAAAGCCAAGAAGAUGGCAACGCCCUACCAGGAGGCCAAGAGCAUCCUGCAGGCCCACCUGCUGUCCCAGGGCUACGGGUCCUGGCUGGCCAAGGAUUCCGUUUGUGAGCAUUUCCAGAACUGA